AUGUUGCUGUGCUCUGCAGCAGCUCAUGUGGCCAUAGAGGUGGGAGAACUGUCUGAUGGACAAGAAAAAGAAGAGGAGGGCAAGAAGCCGGAUCGGCCAGACAACAUCAUCAAAAGAGUUUUCAACAUCAUCAAGUUCACCUGGGUGCUGUUCCAGACCACGGUGGAGAGCUUCACCAAGUGGAUGAACGACAUGUGCAGGGAGUACAUCGACAUCUCCACAGUGCUGCGGAUCGAGCGCUGCAUGCUGACGCGGGAGGUGAAAAAGGGCAACGUGCCGUCCAGAGAGAGCAUCCACGUCUACUACAAGAAGGCCAUGAGGCUGAACAUGUCCAGGCAGGCCAGCCUGGAUCUGCUCAGCGACGACGAGCUUCCCUCUGGAUCCACAAAAGCACGGAAGAGGCGUGGAGGAGGUUACCGCAUGGAGAGCCAGGACUCCACGGCCUCCAGAGACAGCAUCUCCAGCAAAUCAGACUGUGAGAUUCCCAAAAAUGAGGCGGGAAUCAUCUGGGACAGCAUCUGCUUCGCCUUCCUGCUGCUGCAGAGGCGGGUCUUUAUGAGCUACUACUUCCUCCACGUGGUGGCGGACAUCAGAGCGUCGCAGAUCCUCGCCUCCAGAGGUGCAGAGCUUUUCCAGGCCACCAUAGUGAAGGCAGUAAAAGCCCGACUGGAAGAGGAGAGCAAGUCUGUGGAGCAGCUAAAGAGACAGAUGGAGCGCAUUAAAGUGAGGCAGCAAAAGUUUAAACGCGGAAAGGAUAAGAUGCUGAGCCUGACCCAGGAGUCUGCGGAGGGCCAGACCGCCACCCAGCCCGAGGAGGAUGACGAUGAUGGAGCACAGCGAACGAAAGCCAAGCCCAAAAAAAAGCAGUGGUGGAGGCCGUGGGUUGACCAUGCUUCCAUGGUUAGGAGUGGAGACUACUACCUGUUUGAAACUGACAGCGGGGAGGAAGAGGAGGAGGAGGAGAAAAAAGAGGAGGAAACGCCUAAGAAGUCAGCAUUUCAGCGAGCGAUCGCAAAGUUUGUCACUGCCGUUCUGGCUUUACCAAAGUCUGUCAUUAAGCUCCCUAAAACUGUCCUGCAGUAUCUGAUCAGAGCAGGAAAGUUUCUGUAUCAGGCCUGGAUCACCGACCCCAAAGCGGCUCUGAAGGCUCGCAGCAAAGACAAGCGCAAGUUCUGGAAGAAAUACACCAAAAGAGUCAGACACAAGAAAAACAAGCAAAAACCGCCUUCACCGAGGCCACCACCCUGUUCUCUCGUCAGUCCACCCUGGAGGACAUAGACGGGCCUCUGGAGAGGAUUCCUAAGACCAGCGAGCGUGCCAGGCCCACGCUGAGGAAAAUGAGCAGGCUGGACAUGUCCAAUUCAUCAUUGGACAGCGGCAGCUUCAUUUCCAGUGAAGCAACCCAGUGCCUGGUUCUCUCCUCCAGACAAGGCACCGCAGACACCAUAGAAGAAGAGGACGACGAGCAGGAGCACAGCAAGACCAAGAAGCAGGUUUCCUUUGAGGCUCAAGAGUUUGACGAGAGUCCCAGUGCAGAGGGGGAACCUGUGAGUGAGGGACAGCCCGCACAAACGGAGGAGGAAGAGGAGGAGGGCCAGGAAGACUUGAUGGGUGAAGACGAGCUGCAGGAGGAAGAGGUACCUCUGGAUAAGGACGAAGAGAAGGCUGCAUGGGAGUCCUUCAGUCCAGAUGAGGGUCCUUCCACAAAGCUGGAGGAGGAAGAAAAAGAAGAGGAGGCAGAUUCUGCCCCCUCCGGACAAGAGAAUGUCUUCAUCAGUGAGAGUGAAGACGGAGGAAGAACACAGGACUUCAUGGAGACGCAGGGGCAGGAAGUUGUUCUUUACACCCCGGAUACAGACGCCUCCAAAACGUCCGAUGCCGACGUUCCUCCUAGCUACAGCAAGGCGGUGAGCUUUGACCGCCUGGAUGUCAGUGACGAUGAAAGCGACACGUACAGGAAGAGGCGCAUGUUGAUGACCUCCGACAGCCGCUCUGACAGCAGAUCAGACAUCAUGCUGCCGUCCAUGACCACUGAGCUGACGGCCAGUGAGCUGCUGCUCAACAAGAUGUUCUAUGAUGAGGAGCUGGAACAGUCGGAUAAUUUCUACCAAAACCAGCCUCUGAUCCUGCAGUUUAGCUACGCUCUCUACAACAUGCUGGUGGCGCACUCUGAAUUCGUGUGCUUCCUGGUCAUCAUCAUCAACCACAUGGUGUCGGCCUCAUGUUUGAGUCUGGUUCUUCCCGUCACCAUCUUCCUGUGGGCCAUGCUGUCCGUGCCUCGGCCCAGCAAGCGCUACUGGAUGACUGCUAUCAUCUACACUGAGGUCACCAUCGUCAUCAAGUACUUCUGCCAGUUUGGCUUCUUCCCCCACAACAAGAACGUGUUAAAUAAAAAUUCGCCUUACAAUGCUGCCAACAUCAUCGGGGUGGAGAAAAAGGAUGGCUAUGUCCUCUAUGACCUGAUCCAGUUACUGGCUCUUUUCUUCCACAGAUCCAUCCUGAAGUGCCACGGCCUGUGGGACGAGGAUGACCCCAAAGAGAGGAAGGAAGCCGCUCGGCAGAGUCAGUCUGAGUACGAGGAGAAAGAGAAGUCUGUGAGGGAGAACGAGUCUGAGCCUUCCUCACCCCUAUCCAACAAGAGGAGAGGCUCCACUAACACCAUGAAGUCCUUCAACUCUGGGACCUCCAUGGACUCUGAAACCUUUCAGCUGCACUGUCAGCAGUACCAGACCUACCAGAGGCGCAAGAGCUCCAGCGCAGGCUCACAUGUUUCCCAUCGAUCUCACCUGUCCUCUGCAAGAUCCAAGAGAGGAAGUACCACUUCCCACAGCAGCAGCCACAAGGAGGGCAGCCAGGCCAGCGUCCACCAGAAGACCCGUAAACAGAUGAUCAUAGAGAAGCUGAGGGAGCAGCUCUUCAAGGCCAAAGCUUUUGUUAUAAAGCGGUUUCUGGAGAUCUAUCUUCCCAUGAAGCAGUUCUUCUAUAACCUGAUCCAUCCGGAGUACAGUGCUGUCACAGACGUCUACGUGCUGAUGUUCCUCGCCGACACUGUGGACUUUAUCAUCAUUGUCUUUGGGUUCUGGGCCUUUGGUAAACACUCAACAGCAGACAUCACCUCAUCUCUAUCAGAAGACCAGGUUCCUGGACCCUUCCUGGUCAUGGUUCUGAUCCAGUUUGGCACCAUGGUGGUGGACAGGGCCCUGUACCUCAGAAAAACCGUGCUGGGCAAAGUCAUCUUCCAGGUCUUCCUGGUCUUUGGGAUCCACUUUUGGAUGUUCUUUAUCCUGCCACACAUCACAGAAAAGCGAUUCAACGAAAACACGGUGGCUCAGAUGUGGUAUUUUGUCAAGUGCAUCUACUUCGGGCUGUCAGCCUAUCAGAUCCGCUGCGGUUAUCCCACCCGUGUGCUGGGGAACUUCCUCACCAAGAGCUACAAUUAUGUCAACCUGUUUCUGUUUCAAGGUUUCCGCCUGGUUCCUUUCCUAACGGAGCUGCGUGCGGUGAUGGACUGGGUUUGGACCGACACCUCGCUGUCUCUGUCCAGCUGGAUCUGUGUGGAGGACAUCUACGCUCACAUCUUCAUCCUCAAAUGCUGGAGGGAGUCCGAGAAGAGAUAUCCUCAGCCACGAGGACAGAAGAAGAAGAAGGUGGUGAAGUACGGCAUGGGAGGAAUGAUUGUGGUCCUGCUGAUCUGCAUCGUCUGGUUUCCACUCCUCUUCAUGUCCCUCGUGAAGUCUGUAGCCGGGGUCGUCAACGCCCCGUUGGAUGUGUCCAUCACAAUCACACUAGCUGGCUUUCAGCCCAUCUUCACCAUGAGCGCUCAGCAGAAACAGCUGUGGGAUGUGACCAAAGCAGAGUUUGACGAUUUCACAGCGGUUAUCUCUAAAAAUCAGUCUGAUGAAUCCAAAAAAACAAUGGCCAUUCAGUUUCUGGAGAACUACACUCCAGAAGAUCUGAUCAUCGCUGAGCUGAAGGGCAGCUCCAACUCCCUGUGGACCAUCAGCCCCCCCAGCAGAGACAACCUGAUCGACAUGUUGAAAUCCGAAGAAGAAUUCCCCGUCACCGUGACCUGGUCCAUUCAAAGAAAUCUCAGCCUUGGUGCAGAAGCUGAGACGGCGUAUGGAAAAAACGUGAAAGUUUUAAAUCAAGAAACUAAGCAGAACCUCAUACUGCUUCUAAAAGGAGCAGCAAAUGCUACCAAUGCUAAUGUGACCUUAACAGAACUCAUUCCUCGCUAUAUUCGUGCCCCCAGUAAAUCCGACGCCACAUCUGUGGAACAACUGGGGGACGUAAUGAUUGACAUCCACCUGACCAUGCAGCGAGCUCAGAAUGAGUCGGGUCAGGCGCAGGAGUGGUGGAUCGUUAACCAGAGGGAGCCCAGCAUCAUUCGUAAAAUCAGCCGGAAAACCGAGGCAGGCCUGGAGAUCUACGUGUUCAGCGACCAAGUCAGCCCGCCCAGUUUGGGCUUUCUGGCAGGAUACGGCAUCAUGGGUCUGUACGCCUCUGUUGUCCUGGUCAUCGGAAAGUUUGUGCGAGAGUUCUUCAGCGGCAUUUCCCACAACAUCAUGUUUGAGGAGCUGCCGAACGUGGACCGCAUCCUGAAGCUCUGCACGGACAUUUUCCUGGUCCGAGAGACGGGGGAGUUGGACCUGGAGGAGGACAUGUACUCCAAACUCAUCUUCCUCUAUCGCUCACCAGAGACUAUGAUCAAGUGGACGCGGGAAAAAACUCAGUGACGGCAGUACAGUCAUGAACAGGUCGAGCUGCAGAUGUUUUGAUGGUCCGAGCCUCUCUGCAAUGGAAGAGGACGGAGAACCGAGCUCGUCCUCGGCUGAGCUCACAGUCAGUGAUACAGUGUUAACUCCACGUGGAGGAACCAUCCUUUGAGUUUAAACCUGGUAUUUUUUUUUACCAGUAGGAGACAGUGACUGUCACGUUUUUGAGACUUUUGCACAACUUUGCAGUUGCUUUAUUUAUCUGACAAGAGUUUGGCCUCAGGAGGUUAAAAAAGGCCGAUUUUGUGGAGUUGGAGAAGUCCUUUCCCUGUCGGAGGGCAGACCUCGGAUCCUCCUCAGUGCUCGUCACGCCUGCCUCUUACAUGUUUACAGUGGUGUGGUGGUAGGUUGUGAGGUAAGGAGCGGCCGCAGCUUCACCCCUCAAGGGCUUCCCCGUGACAAGAACAUGAGCACAAGCUUAGAGUUUCUCAAACUGGAACGCUCGGGACGGUGCAAUACUCCGAGGUUUGGACGGAUGGGAGCAGAGCAAAGGACUUUAGUGACCAAGAAACAAUAACACAAAACAACUUUUUUUUUUUAAAAGCAUUCAAAAAUUGAAAAGAAUUGUCAGUCAACUUUGCCUUACUUUGUUUAUAUGAGAACUAAAAGUCAAGGACUACACAACUUUCUCAGGAAGAGCUGUUUUCACAAAUACUCAUGGUAUGUGCUGUAUGUUACCUGUGUAGGCUUCAAUAGACUUUAAAGAAAAUGAAACGGAAGACAAAACCAGAACUACUACAAUGGCAUGAUUUAUAUUGUUCAGAUGGAUUGAUGUCAGGUACAUUUGCUGCACAGAGACAGAGAUGUGGUUUUCCCUGCAGAGAAAAACAUCCAACAUCUCCGUCAACUGCAGGCUGGAUGGAGGUGCGACCAACAAUGUGCAUGGAGUGGGAGCCUCAUCCACUUCACCUGACCUCGCUGUCUUUAUCCCCCUCACACAACAAGCCCCCACCCGAAGCUGUGUACCCAGUCGUGAAGGAAGAAGCACCCCCCCAGAAAGGGCUGAAACGGGGAGUCGUUUGGUCCAAACUAUGCAUCAGAAGACAUUGAAGCAUGAGUGAUAAACCACAUUAUUGCCAUGAUUUACUUUCACUUCAUCUAUAUAGGGGUUACACUGAGGUAGAAGUUUGAAAUGUGAAUUGUUCCUGUCUGUUAUGGAGAACUGGUGUGAUGGAGGUGCAGGGAAGUGCAAAUAAAGAGUCUGAAAAAGG
Molecule: messenger RNA, 5986 nt
Organism: Oryzias melastigma (Indian medaka)
Lineage: Eukaryota; Metazoa; Chordata; Actinopteri; Beloniformes; Adrianichthyidae
Product: piezo-type mechanosensitive ion channel component 2
Source: RefSeq, a predicted model, not a curated record